AUGGAGCACCCGCGAGCAUCUUCGCGGGCCCCCGCCAGUGACGUCGACCGGCUGGCUGCCGAGUUGACCGACAAGUUCCGCACUGUCCUCAGCACUAAGCGCAUGAACGACCUCUCUACCAGCGUUUCACACUCUCGCUCCGCAUCGCCUGCUCCGCGAGACUACGGCACACCACAGCCGCCAACCACACAACCGCCGGCAUACACGUCGGUCAAGAACAUCCCACUGGUCGCCCAACCGCCCAACCCCAGCGACCUGCGCUCGAUGCGCUUCCGCAACAUGCUGCACUCGCUCUCCGCCAUGCCCUCCCGAUGGGAGAACCCUGGACUGCUGGACGAGGCCCUGCGAGUUGUCCCCCUUGAGCAGAUCUACGCCGAGGCCGACGAGGAGAGCCAGAUCCUGCAAGCCGAGGCCGACAGUCUCGGCGCCGGCAAGAAGGCCGCCUGGGGCUACCAGGACUGCGUUGUCCGUGCCCUGCUGCGAUGGUUCAAGCGCUCCUUCUUCCAGUGGGUCAACAACCCGCCGUGUUCGCGGUGCUACUCGCCCACAGUCGCCGUCGGACUCACCACACCACUCCCUGACGAGCAGGCCCGCGGUGCUACCCAGGUAGAGGCCUACAAGUGCUCGCACGAAGGCUGCCAGAAUUACGAGCGUUUUCCCCGCUACAACGAUGCAUUCGUCCUGCUCCAGACCCGUAAGGGCCGUUGCGGCGAAUGGGCCAACUGCUUCAGCAUGCUCUGCCGGGCCGUUGGAUCGCGAGUCCGCUGGGUUUGGAACGCAGAGGACCACGUCUGGACAGAGGUCUACUCAGUACACCGCAAGCGCUGGGUACACGUAGACGCCUGCGAAGAGGCCUGGGACAAGCCCCGGCUGUACACUGAUGGCUGGGGCAAGAAGCUGUCUUACUGCAUCGCCUUCUCCGCCGAUGGUGCCAUGGACGUCACUCGACGCUACGUUCGUGACCAGAACAAACAUGCAGCUGCCCGCAACCGCGCACCUGAGGCCGUCCUUCUCCACAUCAUGGACGAGAUCCGUGCUGUGCGACGCAAGGACAUGUCCAAGCAGGACAAGUUCCGCCUGAAUGGGGAGGACCUCCGCGAGGCCAAGGAACUGCACGGUUAUGUCAUCUCAUCCAUUGCGCACGACAUCUGCAGGCUCAAGCCACAGGAUAUCAUCAACGGAACGCCUCCCCAAGAGUCCGACAAGGCGUUGGAAGGUCGCAUGAGCGGCAACCAGGCCUGGAUUCGUGCACGCAAUGAGCAAGGCCGCGGACAGUCGCACCAGCAAGACCCUCGCAACCAGCACCCACAUUGA
Molecule: messenger RNA, 1314 nt
Organism: Didymella exigua CBS 183.55
Lineage: Eukaryota; Fungi; Ascomycota; Dothideomycetes; Pleosporales; Didymellaceae
Exons: 2
Coding region: 1-1314 (437 amino acids)
Biological process (GO): protein quality control for misfolded or incompletely synthesized proteins; protein deglycosylation; glycoprotein catabolic process
Cellular component (GO): cytosol; nucleus
Molecular function (GO): peptide-N4-(N-acetyl-beta-glucosaminyl)asparagine amidase activity
Source: RefSeq, a predicted model, not a curated record